Molecule: messenger RNA, 1101 nt
Organism: Parnassius mnemosyne (clouded apollo)
Lineage: Eukaryota; Metazoa; Arthropoda; Insecta; Lepidoptera; Papilionidae
Source: the annotation of a GenBank genome assembly
AUGUUUCGAAAUACAUAUAAAUUUAACACAGUGUUUCGAAAUCAUGAGGUACAAAGACGUAAACACACCAGUAAGUUGGAUAUAAUUAGAGAAAAACUAAGAGAAGGUCCCGGUUUGGCUGAUUUCAUCUCAGAAGAUAGACCUGCGACCUGGGAUGAUUAUGAAGGGAAGUUAAAACGAGAAAAGGGGGAGGUAGAUCGACUCAGACUGCCACCCUGGUUAAAAACAUCAAUUCCUACAGGGUCAAAAUUUAGUGCUUUGAAAGAACAACUCCGUGGCUUAAAACUCAGCACAGUGUGUGAAGAGGCUCGAUGUCCUAAUAUUGGUGAAUGUUGGAGCGGCGGGAAGAAUGGAACCUCCACAGCUACAAUCAUGCUGAUGGGAGACACGUGUACUCGGGGCUGUAUGUUCUGCUCGGUGAAAACAUCUCGUGCGCCACCCCCGUUGGAUGUGGAGGAACCGCGCAACACAGCGCUAGCCGUCAGCCAGUGGGGAUUGGGCUAUAUUGUGCUCACUUCUGUUGAUAGAGACGAUUUACCUGAUGGAGGCUCUUCACAUUUUGCUGAAACGGUCCGAGAAAUAAAAAGACAGAACAAAGAGAUCCUGGUGGAAUGUCUGGUUCCCGACUUCCGAGGAAACCGCGAUUGUAUCGAAACGAUUGCGAACUGCGGCCUGGACGUGUUUGCGCACAACAUAGAGACGGUCGAACGACUCACUCCCUUCGUGAGGGACCGGAGGGCUGGGUACCGUCAAACUCUGAAAGUACUGGAGACUGCGAAAGAGGUGAACCCGGACUUGGUGACGAAGUCUUCGAUCAUGCUUGGACUGGGAGAGACCGAUCAGCAAGUUGAGCAGACUCUGAAAGAUCUCCGUUCAGCCGGCGUGGACUGCGUGACUCUCGGACAGUACAUGCAGCCGACAAAGCGUCAUCUCAAGGUCUUCGAGUAUGUGACUCCAGACAGAUUCAAGCAAUGGGAGAAAAGGGGUUCAGAGCUGGGCUUCCUGUACACAGCUAGUGGCCCACUCGUGCGAUCUUCCUACCGAGCUGGGGAGUUCUUCAUCGCCAGCCUCCUCAGGGACAGGAGGGCCAGCACCUCGUGA